CAUCCCUACACAAGUACCUCUGCUCUCUGGGCCAUUCAUUUGACGCAGCCGCUUAUAACGAGCACCGGCACAUAGGUAAGAUAAGAGCGUUGACAGUCAAUCAGUCAGAGGAGAGCAGAGUUAGAGGACAAGCUGAAUCAGACCAACUGGUCAGCCCACAAACUCCAAGAAGUCUCAGAAGGGACAGCCGGAGCCUUUUGAACGCAAGACGCGCUUGGACAGCAGCGCACGAACCGCACUUGGACCUGACAGUUAGACCACACACACCCGCAAAUACCUGCAGCCUAAAAUGGAGCGAAAAAUCCCCAAUUUUGCUGGCACCUGGGAGAUGAAGAGUUCUGAAAACUUCGAGGAACUAUUAAAAAAGCUCAAUGUGAACGUGAUGCUGCGUAAGAUCGCGGUGGCGGCAGCAGCCAAACCUUUGGUGGAGAUCAAACAAAACGGAGAGACGCUGAACAUCAAAACAUCGACCACAGUCCGCACCACCAACAUCACCUUCACGGUGGGGCAGGAGUUCAACGAGGCCACAGUGGACGGGCGUUCCUGCACGAGUUUUCCAUGUUGGGAAACCGAAAACAAGAUCAGCUGUGAGCAGACUCUGCAGAAAGGAGAAGGACCGAAGACGUCUUGGACCCGGGAGCUCACCAAUGAUGGCAAGCUGAUCUUGACCAUGAGGGCAGACGAUGUGGUUUGCACCAGAAUCUACGAACGGCAAUGAACAAAAGCACUUCUCCCACUUUUCGUCCCUCCAGCCCCCUACCUGUCCUUCAUCACCACUCUCAUCACGACUCUGCUUUGUAAAGGCAGCACUAGGAGAUAGCAGUGUGUAGUUUCAGCAUCUAUGUUAGCUUAACUUUAUUGUUAGUGUGUGUCACAUAUUGUAUCAUCACAACGGUCUUAGCGGUCUGUCUCUCCAGCUGCUUUGUAUGUGACGAGCUGGAUUUUAAACACGUUUGUUGCUUUGUAUGUUGGGUUCAUUGAAUGACAGCUCAUUUAUUUGGCAUUGUAAGUAUGUGUGAGUAUGGCAACAGAAGAGGUGUGAGACUUUAUCUGUAGAUAUGUAAACCAAUCUUUGAGCUCUUCCAGUUUCAGGUCAGUUUUGAUGUGUCCCUUCUUUUUGAUCCUGUAGCCCCAUGACUUUAACCUUUUCUAUUUUACAGCAACAUUUUAUAUUUAUUACUACACUAGGAGUCUGGUACAGUACUGCUAAAGCUUUUACUUUGUGUCCCUUUUAUAUGAAAUGUGAUCAUAGGAAACUACAAUUUCUAUGGAAACAAUAAAGCAUGAUAUGACCUCA
Molecule: messenger RNA, 1297 nt
Organism: Cheilinus undulatus (humphead wrasse)
Lineage: Eukaryota; Metazoa; Chordata; Actinopteri; Labriformes; Labridae
Gene: crabp2a
Product: cellular retinoic acid binding protein 2, a
Exons: 4
Coding region: 290-718 (142 amino acids)
Biological process (GO): fatty acid transport
Cellular component (GO): nucleus; cytosol
Molecular function (GO): fatty acid binding
Source: RefSeq, a predicted model, not a curated record